UGGGAGAUUUUGUUUUAAGUUUUCUGUGUAAAAAGUUCGACAUAUUACAAAAUAUUGACCUCUGAACAUGUAACGCUAUACGAAAACCAUAUGUCACAAGAAUAAAAAACAAAGUUUAAACCGAAAACUUGAGAUGUUCUGCCUGUAGUUGCUGCCUAAAUUGUGUCACAAUUUGGAGAUACAUGUUUCAGGACUCACCUAAAUUAAAGUUACGGUUGUCGUUGUUGGUUUGCUCAACACACUGGACCGUGAUCCAAGUGUCACGUGGAUUUGGGUCAUUUACGUUACCAGGCACAAAAAAUCGAAAUAUAAUUUCUUGUAUAUCCGUACAGAAGCCCUGAAACAUAUUUAUAACAACUUUAAGGCUCAAAGACCCAAACCAAUAUUAAGAACUGUUCAUAAAAAUCAAAGUGUUCAAGAAAUCAUCACUUCAUGCCAGCUAAUUGGCAAUAAUUUUACUGCACUGUCACUUACGUUACUCAAUCUAGGUCACAACUGCCAAGCUUUAAGACCUUAGGAGGUCUUGUUAGCAGUGUCACAUUGCAGAGCGACCUUAGUAAUAUCUUAAAGAAAAAUAAUAAUCUAAUUUGGUUGAAACGUGAAGAGACAGUAGCUUGACAAAUGCUAGUGUCACAUUACGUUACCGUAACGUAAAUGACAAUAGAAUUUACGUACUAUCGUCUAAUGGGGCGCACGUGCACACACACUAGCGAGAUAAGGAUAAUUUGUAUAGGAUUAAAUUGCCAAGAUAUCUAACGUUUUAGUUAAAGCCCAACAAGCUGUAAUACAAGUAUUUCCUUCGAUGACCUUCGCGGUAGAAGUAUCAACUCUAUCUUCACUUUUAAACUCAAUUUGGUUUUCACUUCUCGAAAAGCAGAAUUAAGCAUUCAAAAUGGGAAAAUCAAGAGCAGAGAUUCAACGCGCCUACAGAGAACGAAAAAAAGGGAAAGAUUCAAAUUGGCAACAAAAUGAGUCAAUCCGAGUGCAAAAAUACUACACACCAGCAUCCAAACACCGGCGUUUGAAAAGCAACCUCAAAGCUGGGCAUGUUGUAAUUCAAAUGGACUUUGCCGAGAAUUACAACUGCCAGUCUUGCGAGGAAGUGCAAAGUGCUCACUGGAAUGGCCCCACUAUGGUCUCCCUACAUCCAGUAGUGGUAUAUUACAAGGCAGAAGGCAAAGACGACCUAAAGCACAAGAGCUUUGCCUUUGUUUCGGAAGAGCUCUCGCAUAAUGCAACUGCCGUGUAUGCCAUCUUGGGGAGACUGAAUCAAGACCUGAAGGAUCUUGUCCCUGACCUGGCCAUUGUACACUAUUGGACGGAUAGUCCCACAUCACAAUACAGAAACAAGACAAUCUUCGCCAUAGUCGCGAACCACAAGGAAGAGUUCGUAGUCCCAGUAAGAUGGAACUAUUUUGAAGCGGGGCACGGAAAAGGUCCCUGUGAUGGUGUCGGGGGAGCUGCCAAGCGGAUGGCUGACGAGGCGGUGCGGUCAGGCAAAGUCGUUAUUGACGAUGCACACAGCUUCUUUGUUUGGGCCACCGAAUAUCAAAGUAGUGUGACCUACAUUUACUACUCAACAGAUGACUUGAAAAUGGCAUCAGCAAGGCUGGACAAGUACAAUGGCACACAGACUGUCCCUGGCACAAUGUCAAUGCAUGCCAUAUGCGCAGUGGACAGACACACCGUUCUCACUCGUGUCACCUCGUGUUACUGUCCCGACUGCCUUUCCAGCCCAAAGGAUAGCCAUUGUGCAUGGGAAGCCGCCAUGCUCACUCCACCCAGUGCGUUGAGUCUACGCAAUGAGCUCGCUCUAAAGGUUGACGACUUUGUCGCUGCCGCUUACGAAGGGGACUGGUAUGUUGGCAAAGUACAGCAGAUCGACCAGGAGGACGGCGAAGCUCUCGUGACUUUUAUGUCACGUAGUGGCACUACCCUUCAAUCUUUCAGCUUCACAUGGCCUGCCCGCGAAUAUGUUAUUUGGAUCAAGAGGGACAUGAUCUUAUGUGUCAUCGAGCCGCCCGCCCGAAGUAGUAAAACGGAAACUGGAGCUCGUUGAGGCACGCUUCCGCCUACCUUAAUGUCAUUUACGUUACCGUUUUUUAUAGAGGUUUUAGAAAAACGAUGGUUCAAAUCGAAGUACCAAAUAUCAAAUUAAAAUCACCUGUAAGUAGAACCAAGUAUUUUCAUAUAUAUAUAUAUUUACAGUUAAGCGCUUGAAAGCAUUUCAACGAUUCUUUUUGUUUGGAUGUGAAAACUGUCAUUUACGUUACUAGUAGCAAAAGUUUAAGAAAUUAUGAAUAUGACCAAGUUAUUGUUCAGAACCUUUAAUGAUAACUAAAAGGCGAAAAUUUGACCAAAAUUUUACAAGUUUAGAGUUGCAUCGUGUAUCCUACUGAGAAGGUCAUAUACGUUACUUUACAUGUCAUUUACGUUACCAUUUCCAAUCAGCAUAUAUUGUUUAAUUGCUUUAUCAAAUCAGAAUCAACUUUAUUGCGUUUAAUAUUUUGAUAUUGAUGGUAGUAAUUGAAUGUAGUUGUAUAUUUCAAGACGUUCUAAUUUUGUUUUGAGAAAAACUUAAAGGAAGAACAAUUUAAUAAUUUUGAAAACAUAGAUUCAACUCUUAAAUCAAACAAAAUUUGUGACAAUAUAAAGACGAGUCUACGGUGUUCUAUGAUGUUUAUAUUCAACAAAAUUCAUCUACUGCCACAAAAAUAAUAAAAGAAGGCGUAUUUUACUGGU
This is a messenger RNA of Nematostella vectensis (starlet sea anemone), 2742 nucleotides long. RefSeq lists its product as uncharacterized. Bases 893 to 2059 code for a protein of 388 amino acids. Lineage: Eukaryota; Metazoa; Cnidaria; Anthozoa; Actiniaria; Edwardsiidae. The record is from RefSeq and is a predicted model, not a curated record. The transcript is spliced from 2 exons.